Balaenoptera acutorostrata (minke whale) is the source of this 1410-nucleotide messenger RNA. It is a transcript of the gene CHMP5, whose product is annotated as charged multivesicular body protein 5. The coding region runs from base 88 to 747 and encodes 219 amino acids. Gene Ontology annotation, biological process: late endosome to vacuole transport via multivesicular body sorting pathway; vesicle budding from membrane. The record is from RefSeq and is a predicted model, not a curated record. NCBI's taxonomy places the organism in Eukaryota, Metazoa, Chordata, Mammalia, Artiodactyla, Balaenopteridae. The transcript is spliced from 8 exons. Gene Ontology annotation, cellular component: multivesicular body.
GCCGGAAGUCAAGUCGGAGGCGGAGGUGAUUCUGCUUCCGUUUCUGGUUUUGCUCCAGUGUUUGGGUUGUCUUCGCGGCCGCCCAAGAUGAACCGAUUCUUCGGGAAAGCGAAACCCAAGGCUCCGCCGCCCAGCUUGACUGACUGCAUUGGCACGGUGGACAGCAGGGCAGAAUCUAUUGACAAGAAGAUUUCUCGGCUGGAUGCUGAACUAGUGAAGUAUAAGGAUCAGAUCAAGAAGAUGAGAGAGGGUCCUGCAAAGAAUAUGGUCAAGCAGAAAGCCUUGCGGGUUCUAAAGCAAAAGCGGAUGUAUGAGCAGCAGCGGGACAAUCUUGCCCAACAGUCAUUUAACAUGGAACAAGCCAAUUACACCAUCCAGUCAUUGAAGGACACCAAGACCACGGUUGAUGCUAUGAAACUGGGUGUAAAGGAAAUGAAGAAAGCAUACAAGCAAGUGAAAAUCGACCAGAUUGAGGAUCUACAAGACCAGCUAGAAGAUAUGAUGGAAGAUGCAAAUGAAAUCCAAGAAGCACUGAGUCGUAGUUACGGCACCCCAGAAAUAGAUGAAGAUGACCUAGAAGCAGAGUUGGAUGCACUGGGCGAUGAGCUUCUGGCUGAUGAAGACAGUUCUUAUUUGGAUGAAGCAGCAGCUGCACCUGCAAUUCCAGAAGGUGUUCCCACUGACACAAAGAAUAAGGAUGGAGUCUUGGUGGAUGAAUUCGGAUUGCCACAGAUCCCUGCUUCAUAGACUUGCAUCAUUCAAGUACAUCAUGUAAAAUAAACACAUAUUCUGGGACUAGGAAAUAUUUAUCUUUCCAAGUUUGCCAUAACAGAUUUAGGUUUCUUUCCUUUCUUUGGAGGAAAAGUUAAUUACAUUGCUUUCAUUUUUUUUCCGUUAAGAGACUCAUUGCUUGAAGGAAGCUUUCUUCAUACUAAAUUUUUAUUCCUUUUCUCUUAUGAAAGACUAACUUACUUAAAAUUAUCAUUGGGUAUGUAUAACUUCAUUCCUUAAUAAUAAUUUUGAGAUAAAACCAAGGAAAUAGGAAUCUUUAAGUUCUAUGACAGCAUAUCUCCACAAUCUCAAAUUGACCCGAUAAAUUGAUGACAAAGACGAGAUUAGUGGGACUGUCCAUAUUAUGAUUCAAAACCAUUUUCUCUUGUGGUAUUAUGGGUUGGUUAAAGUGAUGGCCUUUUUUGGUGAGUUUUGUUGUGUCUUGUGAGUAAAUCUUUACUGUGUCCAAUAUUGGAAUGGAAUUAUCACUACUGUAUCAUGGGUGGCUAUUUUGAUUCUGUGGUUCAUUCAGUAUUACAGUGGACUUGUAAUCAAUAAUGAAUAUUUCUUGAUAUUUAAUGUAUAGGACAUUUAUUUAUACUCAAUAAAUAUUUUUCAAAAGGAUAUAAUUUUAAUAGU